This is a messenger RNA of Bactrocera tryoni, 1858 nucleotides long. Its product is annotated as cytosol aminopeptidase. The record is from RefSeq and is a predicted model, not a curated record. Gene Ontology annotation, cellular component: cytoplasm. Lineage: Eukaryota; Metazoa; Arthropoda; Insecta; Diptera; Tephritidae. The transcript has 3 exons. Gene Ontology annotation, molecular function: manganese ion binding; metalloaminopeptidase activity. The coding region runs from base 1 to 1662 and encodes 553 amino acids. Gene Ontology annotation, biological process: proteolysis.
AUGUUUGGUCUACUGCGUCCCAAAUCAUUCGGCAAUGUAUUUAAAUCAGUUAGCCGCAUCCUGCCGCAGCUACGUACGUACGUCUCGCCGGCUAUAAAUCAAUUGUUGCAAUUGCAGCAAACCGAAAUAUGUGCCGAUCCACCGUCACGCGGUUUAAUUUUGGGCGUCUAUGCCGACGAGGACGAUAAGACAGAUGCGGGUAUCUUGACGCCGUCUGCCUGGCGGUAUAAUGUACAAAAGACAGCUGGCCGUCUACUGGAGGUAUUGCGCAUGUCGGGACCGAUGCCGAAGCGUGGUGAAGCGCGUAUUUUAUUCGCUGUUGAACCAGAAAAAGUACCCUACUACUCAGCUGUGGCCGUUGUGGGUUUAGGUAAGGAAUGUUUAGGCUAUAAUUCGUAUGAAGUGCUCGAUGAACAAAAGGAGGCGAUACGUAGAUCUGUGGCUAAAGCGGCUAUGGAGUUAGCGUAUCUUGAUACUGAAAAGAUUGAAGUUGAGAACUGUGGUCAUGCCGAAUCGGCUGCCGAGGGUGCUGCUCUAGGUAUAUGGGCCUAUCAAGAACUAAGAGAAAUCAAGCGCCGUAUAGUCGUUCCGGCAAUCGAUUUAUACACGCACAAAGAUGAGCUUUGUGAUAUUGAAGGCUGGCGAAUCGGUUUACAAAAGGCCGCUGCGCAAAAUCUAACCCGACAGUUACAAGAAAUGCCGUCCAACUUGCUCACACCCACCGCUUUUGCACAAACAGUUGUCGAAGUGCUAUGUAAGUCGGGUGUAAAUGUCGAGGUGAAGGUGGAGGGCUGGGCCGAAUCUCAAUCUAUGCACGCUUUCUUAUCGGUGGGUAAGGCCUCUUGUGAGCCACCAAUUUUUCUAGAGCUGAGCUACUACGGUACCUCGGCCGAGGAGCGUCCAAUAGUUUUGGUAGGACAAGGUAUCACUUAUGACUGUGGUGGUCUCUGUUUGAAGAAACUACAGGAAUUAUUUCAUAUGCGUGGCGACAUGACGGGAGCGGCUGUGGUAGUGGCUGCAUGUAGAGCGAUUGCGGGUUUACGUUUACCGGUAAACAUACGUGGUUUGAUUCCACUUUGCGAAAACGUUAUGGGCUGUAAUUCGUUCCGACCCGGUGACAUUACCAAAGCUAUGAAUGGCAAACAUAUUAAAGUUCAGGGUACAGAUCAUGAGGAUGUGCUAGUGUUAGCCGAUGCGCUCUUGUACGCGCAAAAUUUUUGCCCCAAGUUUAUUGUGGAUAUUGGUACUACUUCGGGUAUGAUGCGUAACGCUUUGGAUGAAGCUGCUUGCGGCGUCUUCACUAACUCGGAAAUUCUUUGGCAACAAAUCAAACAUGCCAGCAUGCAUACUGGUGACCGAGUAUGGCGUUUCCCAUUAUGGAAUUUCUAUACUAAGCAAGUAACAUCAGGUGGCUCAAGCGACGUGCAGAACUAUGGAUUGGGACGUGGUGGACGCCCAUGUAAAGCGGCUGCUUUCUUGAGAGAGUUUGUGCCAUGUGGUCAGUGGAUGCAUAUCGAUGCCACUAACGUCAUGGUGACCAAUGGUAAGGCUUUCGAGUAUAUACGCAAAGGUAUGGCCGGUAGGCCCACACGCACUUUGAUAGAGUUCAUAGCACAGACCAUAUGCAAAGAUACAGCGCCAAAAUUGAACGUCAAAAAGUAGGUGACAACAAAACUAAGCCAUGAAGACAGCCUGAGAACGGAUGAGUGAUAUAUAUUAUUUUUCAAAAAUUGAUGUGUGUAUUGUAACGCGUAUUCGUACCGUAAUUCGUAAAUAGCAAAUGCAAAUUAACUGUUCAAAUAUGUCUGCUAACAAUAACUUUUAGUGAAUAAAUAUAGGGCACGGUCCCAGAAUAUAU